Tachysurus vachellii is the source of this 2094-nucleotide messenger RNA. It is a transcript of the gene olfm2a, whose product is annotated as olfactomedin 2a. The transcript has 6 exons. Bases 302 to 1753 code for a protein of 483 amino acids. Gene Ontology annotation, biological process: signal transduction. Lineage: Eukaryota; Metazoa; Chordata; Actinopteri; Siluriformes; Bagridae. The record is from RefSeq and is a predicted model, not a curated record.
UGUGUGUGUGUGUGUGUGUGUGUAAGAGAGAGAGACAUUGGCAUUCGUUCUUAGACAUCAGGAGCUGAGUGGACUGACAGAGUGUGAUGCCACUGGAUCGUGUUCCGGCGUUCACUGCUACAGUCGCGCAUCCAGCCUGUUGUUGAGACACGGUUGUAAGCGUGAGAGUGUAUCGUGCGCGAAGCUCGAGUCGCUCACGUGAGUGUGAGAGUGCGUGUGUGCGCGAGUGUGUGUGGGCCCCCUGGCGAGGGGCUCAGCAGGUUGGGCUGGGGGGCAGUAAGGCCAGGUGGCUGUGAGCACCAUGAGCGUGCCACUGCUGAAGAUCGGAGCGGUGCUCAGCACCAUGGCCAUGGUCACUAACUGGAUGUCUCAGACGCUGCCCUCGCUCGUGGGGCUCAACGGCACCACCGUUUCCCGCGCCGGAACCUCGGAGAGGAUCGUCAGCGCCUUGUACCCGAGCCCGGAGGAAGGCUGGCAGAUCUACAGCUCAGCACAGGAUGCAGAUGGGAAAUGUAUCUGCACGGUGGUGGCUCCGGCACAGAACAUGUGUAACCGAGACCCACGCAGCCGCCAGCUCCGACAGCUCAUGGAGAAGGUCCAGAACAUUACCCAGUCUAUGGAAGUGCUGGAUUUAAGGACCUACCGGGAUUUACAGUAUGUCAGGGACACUGAGAACUUGAUGAAAACAGUGGAUGGAAAAUUGAAGACGGCUUCGGAGAACCCACGCAGCCUCAACCCCAAGAGCUUUCAGGACCUAAAGGACAAAGUGACUCAGCUGCUUCCCCUGUUGCCAGUGCUUGAGCAGUAUAAGACGGAUGCACAGAUGAUCCUGCGACUGAGAGACGAAGUGAGAAACCUCUCGCUGGUUCUCAUGGCCAUCCAGGAGGAGAUGGGAGCCUACGACUAUGAGGAGCUCCGGCAGAGAGUCCUCUUACUGGAGACACGCCUGCAUUCCUGCAUGCAGAAGCUGGGCUGUGGGAAGCUAACAGGCGUCAGUAACCCCAUCACCAUCCGCGCCUCUGGCUCUAGGUUUGGUUCCUGGAUGACGGACACCAUGAUUCCCAGCUCUGAUAACAGGGUGUGGUCAAUGGAUGGCUACUUCAAAGGCCGGCGUGUGCUCGAGUACCGCACGCUGAACGACUUCAUGAAGGGUCAGAACUUCGUUCAGCACCUCCUUCCUCACCCCUGGGCCGGAACGGGUCACGUGGUCUACAACGGUUCCCUGUACUACAACAAGUACCAGAGCAACAUCCUGAUCAAGUACCACUUCCGUUCACGCAGUGUCCUGGUGCAACGAAGUCUGAGCGGCGCCGGGUACAACAACACCUUCCCGUACUCCUGGGGUGGCUCAUCCGAUAUCGACCUGAUGGCUGACGAGAGCGGGCUGUGGGUCGUGUACACCACCAUCCCCAAUGCCGGCAACAUCGUCAUCAGCCGCCUGCAGCCUGAGAGCCUGGAAAUCCUGCAGACGUGGGACACGGGCUUUCCCAAGCGCAGUGCUGGCGAGUCUUUUAUGAUCUGCGGUACGCUCUACGUCACCAACUCGCAUCUCGCCGGCGCCAAGAUCUACUUUGCCUACUACACCAACACGUCCACCUACGAGUACACAGACAUCCCGUUCCAUAACCAGUACUCACACAUCUCCAUGAUGGACUACAACCCACGUGAGCGUGUGCUCUAUACCUGGAACAACGGCCACCAGGUGCUUUACAACGUCACGCUGUUCCAGGUCAUCAAGACCUCCGGGGACUGACGCUGUCACUUACACACAUACACAAACACAUACAAAACUCCACACACCUGUGCAUUAAGUAUUUCCCAUCCAAGUGUAUAUACAUAUAAACUGAUAAGGACAUGACCAUGACUGAAGCUUAGACUUUUCUUUUUUCUUUACUUUUCUUUUUUUUUUUUUUUUUUUUUUUAACAUUUCAAUCUCCAUAGAGUGCUAUUAUUAUUCACAUAUGUACUGAGAAAAGCCCACGGGCAGCAAGGUCGAUGCGAUAUACAGACUUUUUUUUUUUUGUGACAAGUGAGCAUGACACGUUUUGAUUUGUGGCCAAAAAAAAAGAAUAAACGUCUACCUUUACCAUUUCA